Mesorhabditis belari is the source of this 636-nucleotide messenger RNA. Lineage: Eukaryota; Metazoa; Nematoda; Chromadorea; Rhabditida; Rhabditidae. The record is from the annotation of a GenBank genome assembly.
AUGUUUCAAAAAAUUCUCCUAAACUUAUUUAUUGCCACAACUUUGGCUAUCAGCAUCGAUGAUCUGGAAGUAAUUCACAACAAAACCCAAGCUCUUGCAUCGGAGAUCACAACCUUGAUGACAACGGAAACCGACAAAAAUGGAAUCGACUCAUCGAAAUGUUCAACUGACGAUUGUUUAAAGCUGCAGAAAACCCUUAACCAAUUAAUCCCUGAACAAGUGGCUUUGGUUAGACAAGCUGUUUAUGAUUAUCAACCAACAAGUAAACAAGGAACCAACUUUAAAAAGAUGAUCAUCUCUUGGCUUCAAGACAUUGUGAAGAAUUGCUCAACCAAUUCCAUAUCCGCGUGUUUAUCCGAUACUUUCACUCUCAACAAACAUGCCUAUUUACCUUUUCUUUCACAUCCAAAUGUGAUGAUCAGCUAUGCGCAACUUAUAAAAGCGAACAGUGACGAGAAGUUGAUGGAGAUCUUCUCUCAAUUGCCUUGGUGCCUUGGUGAUUCGUUCAACGUUGACUGUGGAGUGAGCUAUCGAAAGGGUUUAGUGUGGAGAGUUGACGCGAUGUGUUAUGUUUCAAAGGGAAACUUUUCGAAUUGUCGUGACUACAUGAAACAAUCGAGUUCUGGAGUUGCGAAA